AUGAAGAACCGGGACCUGAAAAUGAUUGGAAAAAGAAGAUGUAGUACAGUAGUAGACGAUCAAGAAAAACCCUCACUAUUUCCUCUCUUCCCUGUCUCAGAUUCAUCAUCACUGAAUAACAACACCACUGCCUCUAAUAAUCCUUAUCAAUGGCUUUCAAACAACACUAGUUUCACUACCGAACUUUCGAUAAUUAAUCAAUCUGUAUCUUCUCAAUACGAAAAACUAAGAACAGAAAUUCAAGAAGAUGAAGGUAACCUAAAUGAAGAAGAAGAAGCCAAACCUUCUUUUUCUUCUUCGUAUGCUCUCUUAGAUUCAGCUUCAUCUGAUUCCGACGAGAGAAGGCAUAAGAAAAAAGAUAAGAAGCGCAAGAGGAAGAGGUCGAAAGAAGAAUCUUCGUUGGAAAAAUCUAGAAAGUCUGGUGUUCGUGUUUGGGCUGGUUCUGAUUAUAAACCCUCCAAGGAUUAUUACAUUGAUUCUCGUGGUGAUGUUGAUAAUUUGGCAUUCGGUUCACUUUACAGAAUGGAUGUUGCUCGAUAUAAGCUCAGCAAUCCAGGUGAAUUUUCUGGACAUCGAAAUUUUUACCAAAGAAGGGAUUCACUGUUAAAUGGUGAAGCAGAUGCUGAUUCUUUAGAUGCUAAAUUAAGAUCAAGUGGACGUUAUUGGUCAUCUAAAUACUCAGCUUUAGAACGUCACAAGGACUUCAAACGUAUGAGAAUUGUUGGCACUGCAGAGAUGCCUGAAUUUUCUGAGUUUAUUCCUUUAGGGGAAAAUUCUGAUGAUGGAUCACAAGAAAAGAGUACGAUACUUGAAGAAUCUUGGGAGGAUGAAGUGUUACGACGUACAAAAGAAUUCAAUAAGUUGUCCAGGGAGUCACCCCAUGAUGAAAAAGUUUGGAUAGCUUUUGCAGAGUUUCAGGAUAAGGUUGCUAGUAAGCAACCACACAAAGGUGCUCGUUUGCAGAUACUUGAGAAGAAGAUUAGUAUACUUGAGAAGGCUAUUGAGCUUAAUCCAGAUAACGAAGAUUUAUUGUUGUCACUUAUGAAGGCUUAUCAGAGAAGGGAUAGCAAUGAGGUCCUUACUAAAAGAUGGGAAAAGAUCCUUAUGCAGCAUUCCGGGAGUUACAAGUUAUGGAGAGAGUUUUUGCAUGUUCUUCAGGAGGAUUUCUCCAGAUUCAAGGUUUCCAACAUGAGAAAGAUGUACGGGCAUGCGAUCCAGGCAUUAUCUUCUGCAUGUGCCAAGCUGUGUAGGUUAACUGCUAAACCAUCCUCUGCAGAUCCGGCUAUUAUCCAACUGGAGCUUGGCGUGGUUGAUAUUUUUGUUUGUCUGUGCAGACUAGAGUGGCAGUCUGGCUAUCAAGAGCUAGCAACCGGGUUAUUUCAGGCUGAAAUCGAGUAUAGUUUGUUCUGCCCAUCUUUACUCACUGAGCAAAGCAAGCAAAGACUGUUUGAGCAUUUCUGGGGUGGAAAUGGUGCAAGACUUGGAGAAGAUGGAGCCCUUGGGUGGUCCAUAUUGGAGAAAGAAGAAGAAAAAAGGCAGCAGAUUAUUAAGGAUGAGGAGACUUUAAGAGAAAAUGAAGAAGGUUGUUGGACAGGUUGGUCGGAGCCUCAAUCAGUCAUAAAUGGAAGUAAACAAAAUCUCGAAAAUUUAAAAGAUGGUGAUCUGGGUGAGGAUGACUUUGAGAAAGAUUUUGAGGCUGACACCAGUUUGCAGGAUGAUGAUUUUGAAUGUUUGCUGAAAAAGCUGGGCAUUGAUGCUGAGACUGAUGCUGAUAGCGAUGUUAAGGACACAGCUACAUGGAGUAAAUGGUCACAGGAGGAGCUGGUAAGAGACGGGGAGCAAUGGAUGCCUUCGCGUGAAAAUUCUGUGGGGGCUGCCUCUUGCGAAGAAGGGGAUGAUGAAAUCAUGAGUACUAUAUUGUUUGAAGACGUUAGGGAGUUUCUAUUUUCCUUGUGCUCAGAGGAGGCCCGUUUCUCUUUGGCAUCUCAAUUCAUUGAGUUUUUUGGCGGGAAGAUGUCUCAGUGGACAUGCACCAAUAGUCCAAGUUGGAUCGAGAGCACCCUUAGCUUAGAGACAUUGGCGGAUUCAAUCUUAGAUGAUUUGAGAUGUGUACGUCAAGUGGUGACCAAGACGCAGAGCAGUUCCAGUAAUUCCGCUCUGGAGUGUCUUUUGGAAUAUUCGAAUGAUGAGGUUAAAAGAACUAACAUGAUGAAGUUUCUUCGAAAUGCAAUCUUACUUUGUUUGAAUGUUUUUCCACGUAACUACCUCUUGGAAGAAGCUGCUCUUGUUGCUGAAGAACUAUUUACUACAAAAAUGAAUCCGUGUCCACUGUCUGUUACACCAUCUCGGACGUUAGCUAAGGUUCUUCUGAAAAAUGAUCGGCAGGAUCUAUUAUUAUGUGGAUUGUAUGCGGGACGUGAGGCUGCUUAUGGGAAUAUUGAUCUUGCAAGAAAGGUUUUUGACAUGGCGUUAUCCUCUGUUGAAGGACUUCCCCUGGAUCUUCGGAGGAAUGUGCCUCUCUUGUACUUCUGGUAUGCAGAAAUGGAGCUUGCCAAUUUCUCCAGUGGCUCAGGAACCUGUUCACAACGUGCAGUUCACAUUUUAUCUUGCUUUGGAAGUGGUGUGAAAUACAGUACAUACCAAUGUCAACCAUCACAAGUACAGUUGCUGAAAGCACACCAAGGAUUUAAAGAAUUCAUUAGAACAUUACGACCAAUGUGGGCACGUGGAAAUAUUAAAGAUGAGUCUAUUGCUCAUAUAUGUGCUGCUGCUUUGUUUGAAGAGAUAACUACCGGCUGGGCUGCAGGUAUUGGAGUUAUAGAGGAAGCUUUUUCCAUGGUGCUUCCAGAACGGAGGGGCCAGAGCUUACAGCUCGAAUCUUUGCUCAACUACUAUAUAAAGAUGAUGCAGAAAUACUACAGUCAGUUGAAACUCUCAAAUGUAUGGGAUUCUACUUUACAAGGCUUGCAGAUAUAUCCUUACAAUUCAAAGCUCUUUACAUCUUUGGUAGAGAUUGGUUGUCUUUAUACAGUACCAGUCAAACUCCGGAGAAUGUUUGAUGAAUACUGUCAGAAGAGACCAUCUGUUAUUGCUUGGCUCUUUGCGGUUUCAUAUGAGUUGGACAAAGAAGGUUCUCGGCAUAGAAUCCAUGCACUGUUUGAAAGGGCAUUAGCAAAUGAUAAGUUGGAACACUCGGUAAUAUUGUGGCGGUGCUAUAUUGCUUAUGAGUUGGAUGUCGUGUGUAACCCUUCUGCAGCUAAACGGGUUUUCUUCAGAGCUAUUCAUGCUUGCCCAUGGUCGAAAAAGCUAUGGCUUGAUGGGUUUCUGAAGUUAAACUCCAUCCUAACCGUGAAGGAGCUAUCAGAUCUUCAAGAGGUUAUGCGCGAUAAAGAAAUCCAUUUGAGAACAGACAUCUAUGAGAUCCUCUUACAAGAAAUGCAUGAACGUCGUUAAUCUGUUUUUCUCAUACAGCUGUUGUAAGAUGUGCUCACGUUGGUUGCCGUCCAAAUGUUUUCUUGAUCUAUUUGCCUUUUAGUUGUAUGUAUUGUACUUGUAUUUUCAGGAUCUUAUAAAAAUACCACCCACCCACCCACCCACCCCCACCCCCGGUGGUGGGUGGUAUAAAGUAAGAUUUUGGUUCAGAAUUUUUUUUAUCUUUUUUUGUAACCUUACAGUGUCCUGUCCUCCAGGAUACACAUGCGUGGAGUAUCAGUUAUACCCUCACAGAGCAGUUAGUAACUUGGUAUCGACUAGAGAUACUCCCAUGUUGUCUUCUCAUCUUUCUUUAAUUUUCUUGUAACUUUUUGUUUUUUUGUAUUUAAUGGAUAGGACAGAGAUCUUCUAAACCUUUGGUAUAGGUUCAAAUCCUAUUG
Papaver somniferum (opium poppy) is the source of this 3872-nucleotide messenger RNA. Its product is annotated as protein NRDE2 homolog. Gene Ontology annotation, molecular function: protein binding. Lineage: Eukaryota; Viridiplantae; Streptophyta; Magnoliopsida; Ranunculales; Papaveraceae. The record is from RefSeq and is a predicted model, not a curated record. Gene Ontology annotation, biological process: RNA processing; regulatory ncRNA-mediated post-transcriptional gene silencing; negative regulation of RNA catabolic process. Gene Ontology annotation, cellular component: catalytic step 2 spliceosome.